AUGCAGAGAACUACUAGCAAUUCAGGGGGUGCCGCCAAAGCCGAACUACAGCGUUUGUUGACAACGCCGCCUUCUGCUACUGCAGGCAAUGCCAAUCCAUCCACGGUGGCCCAUGCGGCUCUGGAACGGUUGCGAGAUGCCGGCGACGAACACUACUUAUUCCUACGGACCCUCCUGGAAAUGACAUCGGUACCAUCACAACAACACCCCGAUGACGAGUUGCUCUUGUUCCACUGCAUUACGGGGUGUCGCCAUGUCGUUCUGCAUGGAUGGCGGCGCUUUUCGACGGUCUUUAUGAGUGGCCUUCGCGAUUGGAUGAUGCUUUUGGGACAUUCCUUCUUUGCACAGUCUUCCAGUAGUAGUAGGACACUCCAAGUGGCAUGCUAUACCACAAGUGUCGCUUUGUGGAAACGAGCCUGGCUGGAAAUGGCUGCCAAUGCCAAUCAACCGCAUCAUCUGUCCUCAGCACCAGAUGCCCAACAACAGGGUCUCUUGGCAGCCAUGAUGACACAACAACAACAAUAUCAAUCCAACCACAACAACAACAAUACACUUCCAUUUUUACAGAGUCCACUGUUGCUCUUUCAAUAUUUAGAACACUCCAUGGCCGCCAUCACCACCACGGCCAUUCCGGCCACCAUGUUUCUACAAGCCCUUGUGGAAGAAUUUGCCGGCACCAAAUCCGGUGUCACCUACCAAUUACCAUUGGAAUUUCAUCGGCUGACACGAAAAGCAUUUGAAAAUAAUACCAAUCAAUGUGGAUUAAAUGCCUGUCUGCAUUUGGGAAUGAAAACACUCUCUCAAAUAUUGCCCAGUCUAUCCAACAAUAGCAACGCCAACAAUACUACUACUACAAUUACCAUUGCCCAAGGCACACUGCAAAUCAUUUGUGACAUUUUGGGGUGGGAAUUUGGAGAUGCCUUUACGGCCACCGUCAGUUCCUCCUCGUCCACACUGGUACGACCUCCCAAAGAAUGGAGUCAACAUCAUUUGACCACGCCGGCAUUGGCACAAGCGCUCUGGGCAACUCAUGCAGCCAUCCGAGAACAGCAUCGACCAUUGGCACAUUCCGUACGACAAUUGCUCGUCUUGUUGGCAUCGCUCGAAGGACCCAUCUUUUCUACUAGCAGUGAACGCAAAGACUUUUUGGCGGCCGUCUUGCAAGGGACAUUGGAACUCUUGCAAGUACAAGUCGCCGCGGCCGGAUCGUGGAAACAAGAACAUCAUUGGACCGAAUUACUCGAUACGCUGAGUAUUCUGGGACGCUUAAUGGCCAAUGGAAAGUGGACUCUGUUGAUUCAAUUUCACAAAGACCCACUGUUGCCGGGGUUGUUGCAGGGUUUGACGGCCAUUGGUAGAACGCUGUGGGAACAACAUGUCCAAGAAGCACAGCAUUUGCAGGGUAAUCUGGAGCAGAUGGAAUAUGGUGAUGAACGAGAAGAUGUUCUGCAGGCAUUGUUGGAAGCGGUCGUGGCCGUGUCGGGUGAUCCAUGGUUGUGGUACUCGGGGGACACGGAGCAGCGAAGCUGGGCACGACAAGCAAUGGGUCAAUCGUUAGGACCACUCUUCGGGAUAUGGAUACAGGGACGGAUGCAAUUAGCAGGUUGGGAGGAACAUUAUCUGUGUAGCCAUGCCAAUGACGAUGUCGAUGAAGACUUUGAAUAUAUAUCGGCUGUCCAGCUGGAAGAAGAAAUGGAAUUGCUAUCCGUGUUGGGCCGUGUCCAUGUGCAGGGAUCAAUCCAAUCGUUAUCGAGUCUCUUUCAACAAACCAUUCCACAGUUGCAGGGACAAUGGAACGCACCUCUCUCCGCUGCGGGUGUCUCGCCGGAACUGGCGGCUCUUUUGGAGCAAGCAAGGCUGCUGACGUUGUAUAUUGGACACUUGUUAACAGACGACAACAGCGGUGAAACUCCCGUCAUUCCCGAUACGGUCGCUAUUGCCUGUCGGGAAGAGGACGAAGCCACUAUACCCACGAUUGUGUCGGCCAUUGAGGCCUUGUUUUCCUUGGCGCAGGCGCAGGCAGUCAAACUUGCGGAAAAUCCAAAUGAUCCACGGUUGUCGCCACUCUUGGCCAAUUCCUUUUUGUGGUGGCUGAAUCGCUGGGCACCCGCGUACGUCUACUCGGUCGACUACAACAGUACCGGGGACGAAUCUCCCGCCAAUGCCGCUAGCAAGGCCAGGAAUAUUGGCAAUGUCUGGUCGAGCCCAGAAAAGGCACAGCAGGCCGUUUCCUUUGCGGUGACUCUGUGUUUGCACUUUCAAUGUUACUGGCCACAAGAACGACCGGUACAAGAAAGUGCCGCCACCUUGUUGCUGACGCUGGCAAAAAGAGCGGCUGGGUCUAAUCAUCAACGGCAUCCCAGCAAGAUUCGAUCGCUCAUGGUGGCAUCGCCGUCUUUUACCCAGAUAAUGGUCUUCCACUGCCUGACGGCUGGAACGCGACACAGCAUGGGCAGAUCAGAGUUGGAACGGGCUAUUCACUCCAAGGCUACUGAAGCCAAUGCGUCAGUCGAUAUGGGCAUGGUCACAGGAUAUCAGCGGCUUCCUUACGACAUCAAAUCGAGGGUGUUGACGGCGCUUCUGGUGGCGUGUAGUGAACCUGAAACAGCUGCCCUGUUUCAAGAUUGUUUGAAAGCUGUGCAAGACUCCUUUUCAUCCCUUUUGCAUGCGUUGUCGACCAAGCAAGUAAGCACAAACGACAUUGAUGUCAAGGAGAUGACUUGUUUAUGUGUGGAGAUGUUCCGCGGUGUGGCUCGGGCUUCCGAAAUGGCAGAACCUGCCCGUGUUCCAGUUUUCGUUACGCCCAAUCUCGCCCACUUGUCGGGGCUCAUGCAGUAUUACGCCGAAGACCUAACAAUCUGCGAACGUUUACUCCAGUUCUUUCGUGACUACACUGAGCAGUUUGUGAUUAUGCUCAAUCGAGAACAGUGUCUGGCUUUGUUCCAGUCCUCCGCUGAACUUCUUAGAAGCUAUUCGUCACACCACUGCAACAGCAAAACCCGUGUCAUUGUCACCAAGUCCACUGAGGAGGCAAACUCAGAAGAGGAACAGAAGUAUGGGGACAUUCUUUGUGCUAUUCAGCUUCUGAUUCAUCUCGGCACCAAGGACUUCAUCGACGUUUGUGCGGAUGCGACUGCGCCUGGAGUAGACUCGACCCAAGUGACUGACGUUAUCUUCUUCGGUCUCCAACAAAUCCUACCUCUGAUGACGCGAGGACUGUUGCAAAUGCCGACGCUGUGCUCUCAAUACUUUUCUCUGGCGGGAUUCUCGAUUGAAACUUACCCGGAGAAAGCAUGCGUCUUGCCAUAUGAGCUAUUCGACGCACUCAUGGAAUCCUUGCUGUUUGGGAUGUGCCACCAUGAUGCUUCGGUUGCCAAGAGCUCGUUGCAAGGGAUUGCUAGCAUCACACGUGAGCACAUCAAAUCGCAGAUACUUGCCAAGCACUUAUCGCAGAAUCCAGGUUUCAUCGACAAUAUCACAAGACGACUCCUUCGCGACGUUGUGUUUCAAAACAGAGUUUGGGACCGGCUGGAGUCGGCCGGGAUGGCAUUGUUGCCGCUUGCAGCGGUGGAUGUCAACCGGUUUGCUGCUGUAGUGAACGAAUUGGUUGAUCAGGUACCGAUUGAUGACCAGAAGGCUAGAUUGCAAUCGGGAUUUCAGUCUCUCAUCCAACCUGAAGUCAUCCAAAAAGUGUCAAGCGCAGGGUUGGAAGGGAGGAAGAAUCGGAUACGUUUCAAGAAGGACUUUGAAAACUUCUGCCACGAUGUGCACUCAUUCCUCAUCCUAAAGUAAGCCAUGCUGCAUCAAAAAGAUAAGUGAACAGGUUUGCUACAAAACAUGUACAUGUACUUCGGGCCUCCAAAGUUCUACGUUGACAUAUCCCACAGAUAGUUUUCCAUCUCGUAGCGUUUGCGAUCAACCAACUGUUUUCCGGUCCCUCUCGGGCUGCCCUCCUAGCGCCACUUUCCGUGGCUUCAUGAGGUCCUUUCCCCGCUCGCCCGCAGCUCCACCGAUGGUCUCCAAGCCAUAAUCGUUCGACAGUAACCGAUGGCAGCGACCUAGCGACCUCAGUUCCUCAGUUAGUUGUCAACGGUUAGUUCAAAUUCGCCGGGGCGAUUCUGUCGACAAGAACAUGAAUCGAAUCAUGGUGAGAUAGCACGGAAACAAGAGGACGUAGAUGGAGACGGAUAAACCUACCGCAAGCAAGACUUUUUCAACAAGGAUGUAGUACACUCUUCCUGCUUCAGUUGAAGUCAGCUCCGCCGUACACGGAUCUGCGGUUUCGCAGAUCAGAUUUUCACACGAUCCUGAGUAGACAGUCAGCAGUGUCGGUCCGCUCUCCGUGCCUUCAGUACACGUCGAGGCCACUAGGCGACCACCGUCACCCACCACUGAAUACCACAGACCAGGCACGUUCACAUUGGGGUUGGGUGGGUCGAUUUGCGCCCCCAAGCAUCUACCGUCGAAAUCUGUGUUGGAGCUUCCAGAAAGAAUUCUAGAAGUCACUGUGUCUCCGAUUUGAAGUUCAAUUGCACCUUCACAAACGUCGUUGACUGGAGGGACCGGUUCUGUGAUCGUCAGUUCAAAUUCUAGAUCCGUGUCGGUGUCGAGAAAUGCUCCCUCCACAACUAGACUUCGCACAAGCAAGAAAUACAUUUCGAAAUCCGAUGAAGCAUCCCAGUCGACGGCACAUCCAGCCGUGUUGUACACUUGGGCACAUGUCAAGUCAGAGCAGCCGUCCCCGCCGGCAUAAACCGUGACUAUGAAAGGCACCGACGAUUCGUCGCCCAGUUCUGCGCAGACUGAUGCCCGCAGUCUGGUGUCUGUGGCUUCGAUGGAAUACCAGACCCCAAGCUGUUGCAACGAUAAGAAGCCAGCGGGUUCUGGAAGGAGUGCCUCGACGUUAACGCCACAAGUGUCUGCUUCAGUGUCAUUGGAAGCAAAGGCUGUCGUCCCUUGUAGCGUGUCUCCAACCUCCAGCUCAAUGGCAUUGACGCAGUUGUCGUUUACCACCAGAAAGAAGUCAUCAGUUUCGUUUCCAGUAUCCUGUCCAUCUGAAGUUCCAUCAGUGCCUGGGGGGAGUGAACCUUCAAUCCAGGGACAAUCUGGGAAUUCACAAUCUGGGCCUUCCCUCACCACCUCACUUCCAUCUGCACACUGCAAGAUAUCAUCAGGACAAUCAACAUCAGUGCCUGGGGGGAGUGAACUUUCAAUCCAGGGACAAGGUGGGAAUUCACAAUCUGGUCCUUCCCUCACCACCUCACUUCC
Molecule: messenger RNA, 5268 nt
Organism: Seminavis robusta
Lineage: Eukaryota; Bacillariophyta; Bacillariophyceae; Naviculales; Naviculaceae
Source: the annotation of a GenBank genome assembly